Biomphalaria glabrata is the source of this 3320-nucleotide messenger RNA. RefSeq names its product UDP-glucose 4-epimerase-like. Lineage: Eukaryota; Metazoa; Mollusca; Gastropoda; Planorbidae. Gene Ontology annotation, biological process: beta-D-galactose catabolic process via UDP-galactose, Leloir pathway. The coding region runs from base 412 to 1443 and encodes 343 amino acids. The record is from RefSeq and is a predicted model, not a curated record. Gene Ontology annotation, molecular function: UDP-glucose 4-epimerase activity. The transcript is spliced from 11 exons. Gene Ontology annotation, cellular component: cytosol.
CAACGCUAAAACACAAUCUAACGUAGAGGCCUAGAGUCUAGAGGUAGAAGUGACUGUUGAGUGUUAGCCGGUUCAGAUUGAUUAGAUAAUCUUUUCUAGAUCUUAGAUCUUCUAGAAUCUUAGCCAAUUACAAUCUAGAUCUAAACUGAAAUACAACUUCAGUCAUAUUUACCGUUUAAGUAUUUUAAUUAGUAAAUUACCCAACAAACGAGUAAACAAGCUACAAAACAAGCCUACACACUUCGUCCCUACGACCUACUACAGUACUGUGGUACAACAACUUGUAACAAGGACUACAUUACAAAUAGAUCUACUGAUCUGAAGUAGAAAAAAAUAUAGACCUACUCAGAGUCUCAGGCUACUGUAACUGUACAACUCAGAAGCCGGCAAGGUUGCAAGAAAAACUGUAAAAUGUCUGAAGACUACAUCUUGGUGACAGGUGGUGCUGGGUAUAUUGGGAGUCACACUGUGGUAGAACUGCUCAACAGCAACUACAAUGUGGUGGUUAUAGACAACUUGGUGAAUGCAUGCAUGGAAAGUAUUUCUAGAGUAGAGGAAAUAACUGGCAAAACUGUUCCAGCUCUACAAGUUGAUUUACUAGACAAGAAUGCCAUUAAAUCUGUUUUUGAAAAGUACAAAAUCUCUGUUGUCAUGCACUUUGCUGGCUUGAAGGCAGUGGGUGAGUCUGUGGAACUGCCCCUGUUAUAUUACCACACCAACAUUGGAGGAACAGUUAAUUUACUGGAGGUAAUGAAGGAGUACAAUGUGAAGAAUAUCAUCUUCUCCAGUUCAGCAACAGUGUAUGGCACACCACAGUAUUUGCCUGUCGAUGAAAACCACCCAGUUGGCGGCUGCACCAAUGCCUAUGGAAAAACCAAGUUUUUCAUUGAGGAGAUCAUUAAAGAUGUUUGCAAUGCUGACAAGUCAUGGAAUGCUGUUCUUCUUCGUUAUUUCAACCCUGUUGGUGCACACAAGUCUGGUAAGAUUGGUGAGAAUCCACAGGGUGUACCCAACAAUCUGAUGCCAUUUGUUGCCCAGGUGGCAGUAGGGAGAAGGGAUCACCUGACAGUGUUUGGAGAUGACUAUGACACACCAGAUGGCACAGGUGUUCGAGAUUAUAUUCACAUAGUUGACUUGGCCCAAGGUCAUGUGGCUGCCAUUAAGAAAGUAGAGGCUGGAUGUGGAUGUGUGGUGUACAACUUGGGUACUGGUAUUGGAUAUUCAGUACUAGAUAUGGUUAAAGCAUUUGAAAAAGCAACUGAGAAACCUAUCCCAUACAAAGUAGCACCUAGACGAGCUGGUGAUAUUGCCACUGUGUAUGCUAACCCAGAGAAUGCAGAGAAGGAGCUUGGCUGGAAGGCAACAAGAACUCUGGAUGAGAUGUGUGAAGAUCUGUGGAGAUGGCAAUCAAAUAAUCCCAAUGGCUACAAGGCUUCCAGUUAAUGAUGUUGAAGUUUAGUUUCAACCUCAAGAAUUAUUUCUUGUUGAAUUUUUGGUAGGAUGUUACAUGCAUUGUUAACUUUUUUUUCAGAUAACCCUGUAUUGUAAGCUUCAAUUUGUAUGUAAGCAAACGAAACAAUUGUUGAAAUUAUAAUGUUAUCUUAGCAAAAAAAAAAAACAUUAUAAGUAAAAGUAAUUUUUACUUAUUUCAAGUCUUUGUAUUCAGCCUUUAACAGGUAAACUUAUUUAUACACUAUAAUCUGUUGAAAAGUCUUAGUCCUUGUUUGUUUCAAGUGAAUUCACAAGUGUGUUACGGGUUUUCAAGAAGUAUAAUCACAUGUAUGUCCUCUUGUACUUAUUGGUUAAGAGGUUUAUAUAAAGUGCCCAGGUCAUGCUUGCUUAGAAUUUAGGGUCCAUCUUUGAUUUGAUCAAUAGAAAGAAAAUAAUAUUUUUUUUUGUUAUUGAUGAUCAUUGAACAAAACAGUAUUUGCUUGAGUGUGUGUGCAUUGAUUUUUGUAAGUUGAUCUAAUGUCAUCUCAUCCAUACGCUGCUGACUUGUGAGAAGUAAAUAUUGAUGAAAUGUGCAAACAUUGUAGGUUUUGUGAGAAGCUUUAAACAAAUGUUUUCUUUGUCCAUCCUAAUUAAAUGGCAGUAAGUGUGGAGUAUGUUUAAUGUGGCUGUAAGGUAGUAUUAGAACAUCCCCAGACUUACAUUUCAGAAUUGCAGUAAAUUACUUUAAUUUGUAUGUGUGUGAAUUUGUUUCUCAUUCUAUUCAAGUAUUCUGGUCUCAGAGAGAGAAUAAUGUUAACCCCUUUGAAUUUACAUUGGGGCAAAGGUGAAUUAAAAUGACAAUCUUUCACUUUUGCUGACUUGGGAUGCUAUUUAUUGGUUUUUAUGUAUUGAGGGUGUUCUUUUAUGGUAUUUUGUUAUAUUUAGUUUUGUAUAAUUUAAGUAUAAAUGUAUUUAAUUUUGUUAAAGAGUUGCAUAUUGUUUGAUAUCUUUAUGUAUUGCAAGUUUUGAUUUGCAUUGUUUGGCAUAAUUUUUAGAAAAUAUGUCUGUCUAGAUCCAUAAAUUCAUUAAUCCCAACAUUUUUCUUAUUUUCACAAACAUUUUAUAGAUUGAAGCUUUUACUUAUUCUAGACUAACAUUUACGAAUUGUCAGAAGUUACAAGUUUUCAUUGAUUUUAUUAUUAAUUCAAAAUUCCUCUGGCCAGUUUCUAUGAAUGAAAUUUUGAAACCCUCUUCUUAAUGUUGUCAAGCCUUAAAAAAAUGUCCAAACAUGAAGAAAAACAGUGAAAUAUAAUGGGCUAAAAUGCAAGCCUGGCAGAACUUUAAUAUGACUUUGAGAAUAUUUAUUUGAUUUAAAAUCCAAUGUUUAAAAGUCAUUCCACGCCAAUAUGUUAAUGUCUUGAAAUAUUCAUGUUUGACAAAUUUGAAGUUAUAAAUUUGUAUGUUAAAAGUUGAACAUGUCUAUAUAUUGGUUAUCAUUAUCCACCUGAUCACUUACAAUAUACAUAGCUAUUCUACAUAUUCUUUAAUGUCAUUGAAAUCUCUGAUGUUUUAUUAUACUAAUUCUAAUUUGUCUUUGUCUCCACUAAAUUCUAUUGAGCAUAAUAUUUUAUUGAUUUUCACAUUUCAAUUUAGUAAAAAAAAAAAUCUGCUGAUUAUUUUAGUGUACUAUGUAUUUUUAAUGUACUAUACUGCAAAUCAUUUACAGUUUUAUCUACUGUAUUCUCUAAGAUUCAGCAACAUACAAUGAAUGUGAUAUUUCAAUCAGCAAACAUAUUAAACAUUCGCAUAAUUUCUUACCUACUUUAUUUUUCUUCCAUAAAUGUGUGUUAAUAAAGAAAAAUGUUCAGAUAAUACAAUUAUAGUUUUUA